Mangifera indica (mango) is the source of this 1678-nucleotide messenger RNA. RefSeq names its product ATPase GET3B-like. Bases 63 to 1319 code for a protein of 418 amino acids. Gene Ontology annotation, molecular function: ATP hydrolysis activity; ATP binding. The record is from RefSeq and is a predicted model, not a curated record. Gene Ontology annotation, biological process: post-translational protein targeting to endoplasmic reticulum membrane. NCBI's taxonomy places the organism in Eukaryota, Viridiplantae, Streptophyta, Magnoliopsida, Sapindales, Anacardiaceae. Gene Ontology annotation, cellular component: GET complex. The transcript is spliced from 12 exons.
AGUCACCGAGUUAAAUCUCAGAACCGAAACUCUUUCUUUACUUCGUGAAUUAACUCAGAAACAUGGCAACGAUUCCAUGCUGUUUUCCCUCCACGUCUUUAUCUUCUUCAUUCUCAAUUCACAAAAACUGUUCUUUUAAUAAAAACUCAAACUUCAUGUCUGUUAUGGGUUCGCUCACUUUCUCUCCCAUAACCAGCACGCUCUACACUCGUUUUGUUUCAAUUUCUAUCAAACAAAAGCGUACCAAUAUCCCACUUCAAGUGAGAUCAGUGGCUUCCCCUUCAGAAGCUAUUGCUGGGUUUGAUGAAAUGGUGUCCGGGACUCAAAGGAAGUAUUAUAUGUUAGGUGGGAAGGGAGGUGUAGGCAAGACAAGUUGUGCUGCUUCACUUGCUGUUAAAUUUGCAAAUAAUGGACACCCUACUUUAGUGGUUUCAACUGAUCCUGCACAUUCGUUAAGUGAUUCUUUUGCUCAGGAUUUGACUGGAGGGCAACUGGUACCAGUUGAAGGACCUGAUUAUCCAUUGUUUGCUCUUGAGAUAAACCCUGAGAAGGCUAGGGAAGAAUUUCGCAAUGUAACUCAGAAAGAUGGUGGAACUGGAGUGAAGGAUUUAAUGGAUGGCAUGGGUCUUGGUCUGCUUUUAGAGCAGUUAGGAGAGUUAAAACUUGGAGAGCUAUUGGACACACCUCCUCCCGGUUUGGAUGAAGCAAUUGCAAUUUCCAAAGGAACAUCUUGCCAGGUGAUGCAAUUCCUUGAAUCCCAGGAGUAUAGUAUGUUUACUCGAAUAGUUUUUGAUACUGCACCUACGGGCCAUACUUUACGACUUCUAUCUUUGCCGGACUUCUUGGAUGCUUCCAUUGGAAAGAUAUUGAAGCUCAAACAGAAAUUAGCUUCAGCCACCUCAGCAAUAAAAUCCGUGUUUGGGCAAGAACAAACCCAACCAAAUUCUGCUGACAAAUUGGAGAAACUGAGGGAGAGGAUGGUAAAAGUACGUGAACUUUUCCGUGAUAGAGAUGCAACAGAAUUUGUUAUAGUGACAAUCCCCACGGUGAUGGCGGUCAGUGAGUCAUCAAGGCUGCGUGCUUCAUUGACGAAGGAAAAUGUUCCUGUCAAGAGGCUUAUUGUCAAUCAGAUUCUUCCCCCAUCUGCCUCAGACUGCAAGUUUUGUGCUAUGAAAAGGAAGGAUCAGAUGCGUGCUCUUGAUAUGAUCCAAAGUGAUCCAGAACUCUCCAACUUGAUAAUGGUUCAGGCGCCCCUAGUUGAUGUCGAGAUCAGAGGUGUACCAGCUCUAAAAUUUAUGGGGGACAUUAUAUGGAAGUGAUCAUCCGUUCAUCGAUAUCGGAGUUACAUUUUGUGUAUCAAGCAAUUUAAGGAAGAUGCUUUUGCCAACGGUCUUAGUAGCCUGAGAAGAGAGGAAGCUGGAUGGCCCUCUACCAGAAAGUUGGAAUUAAAUGGUGGAAGCUAUUCUUCCUUUGGCCAUCUUUUGAACCAUUACCUUUGAUUUCUCUCUCUUUAAUUUUCCCCCAAUAAACUGGGGUCUGAAGCUGAUGAAGUUUUUCAAUUUUUUUUUUUAUACCGAGAAAUUCCCAAUGUUCUCUCACAUAAGUUCAGUAAUUUUGGUUGAGUCAUUGUAUAAUCGUAUAAAAUUUAAUGGUAAUGCUAUUCAAAUGCUACAGUAUA